GUACUCGUCAUCCAUGUGCAGAUGGUGACAUCUCACUAGAACUACACAUCCUCAUCAACGCGGUGCGAUGGAGUCAACAGUGAGGGAAGUAGUAUCCGACUUCCAACUUUCAACUCUCAGGUUCCAGUGUGCGCAAUCCAUUGCGCUCACUGACUGGCAAUGCCGCCUCUCUAAUGGACGGUGUCGUAGACUCGUGAGAAAUGCCUUCUUGACGCCAUCUCGACCACUUAAAAAGGCAUAUCUGUCUCUGUUAUCUCUUAUCUAUCAACCAUUUCAAAACCGCAAGACCACUAUCAACUUCAGCCCCAUCACUAUCGCAUUCCCAUCAUGGUUGGCAUCACCAAUGACUUCCUGGCAACCUAUGCGGCCGAUGCAGGAAUCCCCAAGACCGCAUCCCCUCUUCCGCGAUAUAACAACCGCCACUACAACAUCAUCGUGGUCGGAUUAGGCCAUCGAGGCUACAAGACCUUCUUCAAAAACCUCAUCGACAGCCCAUCCAUCUCCAUCACGGCCGCAUGUGACGUGGACCCGGUCAAACGGCAAGUCGUCACUGAAAAGCACCCCAAGAUCCCCGUCUACAGCUCGCUCGAGAAACUUCUCCAAACACACAAGCCUGACUUUGCCAUUGUCGCUGUGCCCCAUCGCUUCCAUGCCGAUUGCACUCUCACCCUUGCCCAAGCGGGCAUUCCGAUCCUCAAGGAGAAGCCCGCUUCAAACUCGCUGGCGGAAUAUCAGCAGCUCGUCAGUCUCCCAGUGAGGAUGGGAGUGACGUUGCAGAAGCGCUUUGAGCCUCGCUUUGUGCAUUUUCGUAACUUCCUGCCGCUGGUCGGCGAGGUAGUUUCGGUCAGAGCGACUAUUGCUGUGAAUUGCAUGCAGCCAGAUGACGCGGACUGGCGAGUUGAGGAUGAGGUUGGCGUUGCUGAGGACAUGGGCAGCCACAUGCUGGACAUGAUGGUCUGGCUCUUUGGCAAGCCGUCAUCCCUCGUAGGCUACAAAUCCAAUCUGACCCCCCAUCGCCCAACCGUCAGAGAUGACGUCUCCCAGGUCAUCAUGCAGUGGAAUGAAACCAACAUCGUCGGGCACCUAUACAGCUCCCGACGCGCGCACCGCAAGGAGGAAUCGAUCGUCGUCGCCGGCACAACUGGCACCCUCUGUCUGGACGACAACACCAUCACGCAUUUCGAUUCCCACGCCAAACAGACCCUACAGCUGACCGACUCGCUCGAUAAGACCGCCAUCAUCCGCAACAUGUGUGAACAAUUCGGCGAUUACGCAUACGGUUUGGCUGAGUAUCCCACUUCGUUGGCGAACCUCGCCGAUACCGUCGCCAUUGUCGAGUCUGCCAAAGCGUCUCUGGUUAAUCGCAGCGUCGUGGACGUCGCUUCAUUCUCCCCCAAAGUGCCUGGUGCUGUUCCAAGUCCCCGUAAGGAGCAACAACUUGUCAAUGGCCAUGGACCUAAGCCCAAGCCCAAAGCCACCGACCAGCGCUUUACCCUGAAUACGGGCGCCAAAAUGCCUGCAAUUGGGCUGGGCACUCGUAAGCCCAAGAAGCCUGCCCAGGUGUACCAAGCAGUUCUGGCCGCGUUGAAAGCAGGUUAUCGGCACAUUGACACGGCGUAUUCCUACCAGAACGAACAUCAGGUCGGGCAGGCUAUUAGGGAUUCUGGCAUUCCCCGAGAUCAAAUCUGGAUCACCACCAAGUUGGACAACCGAUGGCAUAAUCGAGUGGAAAAGGCCAUUUCUACCUCUCUCGAUUCGCUGGGGACUGACUAUGUGGACCUCUAUCUCAUGCAUUGGCCAUCAUCCACUUCUCCCGAUGAUCCGUUGAAGAGUAUUCCCGACUGGAACUUUAUCAAAACAUGGGAGGAAAUGCAAAAACUCCCCGCAUCUGGACGAGUUCGCAAUCUCGGCGUUUCCAACUUCAACAUCGUCAACCUGGAAAGACUGAGCCACGAUCCAUCAUGCAAAAUCGUUCCUGCUGUUAAUCAAAUUGAGCUCCACCCGUACUGGCCAUCGCAGGGCCUGCUUCAAUACUGCUCCCAGAACAACAUCCACUGCACGGCUUAUUCUCCACUGGGCUCAGGCAAAAUGUCUGAUCUGUAUGAGGAGAAAUCACUCUUGGAUAUUGCCGAAAAGCACAACAAAACACCGCAACAGAUACUCAUCAAAUGGGGCCUCCAGAGAGGCUACAGCGUCAUCCCAAAGAGUGUCACCGAAGAAAGAAUCAUCGCCAACUUUGCCCUCAACGACUGGCAACUGGCAGAUGAGGAGAUCAACGCUCUACUCAGUAUUGGGAAACGGUCCAAAAUUAGCAAGGAUAACUGGCUCCCUCAACGAGUCUUUUUUAGUGAGGAUGCUUGAUUUUUCAUUGACGGCUAUAUGGUUCAUUUGAAUAUCGUUCAGCCCGAACAAUUGGUGUAUACCUUAUGCAUUAAGUGAAAAGGAUAAAUUAGAUUGAGAAUGAAAAGGAAUAAAAUGAAAAUGAAAACAACUUGAAAUAGAGAAUGGGGAAUUCUCUUGCUUGUUGGG
This is a messenger RNA of Aspergillus wentii DTO 134E9, 2529 nucleotides long. RefSeq lists its product as uncharacterized. The transcript is spliced from 6 exons. Gene Ontology annotation, cellular component: cytosol. Bases 328 to 2361 code for a protein of 677 amino acids. Gene Ontology annotation, molecular function: nucleotide binding; aldose reductase (NADPH) activity. NCBI's taxonomy places the organism in Eukaryota, Fungi, Ascomycota, Eurotiomycetes, Eurotiales, Aspergillaceae. The record is from RefSeq and is a predicted model, not a curated record.